AUGUCCAUUUCUGGGACUCUUAGCAAUUACUAUGUCGACUCUAUUAUAAGUCAUGAAAGUGAAGACUCGCCUUCAGCUAAAUUUUCAUCUGGGCAAUAUACAAGUUCCAGGCAAGCUGGGCACAAUGAGCAUCUAGAAUUCCCCUCCUGUAGUUUUCAGCCAAAACCUCCAGUUUUCAGCGCCUCCUGGACUCCUUUGAAUCCACAUUCUUCUGGUACCCUUCCUGCCGUCUACCAUCCAUAUAUUCAACAUCAAAGCGUCCCAUCCGAUAGCAGGUACCUCCGGAGCUGGCUGGAUCCAGUACCCAGAGCAGAGAACCUCCCCGGGCAGGGGUCUGUUAAGGCAGAACCGCUGCUGGGCCGUCCCGGGGAUGUCCAUAAACAGGGAACACAGGAGUACAAUUUAGAAACUUCUGCUGCAAGGGAAGGGAUCGUUUCCAAUCAAAGGCCCAGCUUCGAGGACAAUAAAGUUUGUGAAGGAAGCGAAGACAAAGACAGGACAGAUCAAAAGUCCAGAGCGGACAAAAGCCGGAGCGAGUCAUCCUCUUUCCUACAGAGCGCUGGCUCCGGCAGCAGAGACCACUUUACCAACCCAGCUGCCAGCUGGCUUCACGCCCGUUCCUCCAGGAAAAAACGAUGCCCUUACACCAAAUACCAGACCCUGGAACUAGAGAAGGAGUUUUUAUUCAAUAUGUACCUGACGAGGGACCGUAGACACGAAGUGGCCAGACUCCUCAACCUGAGUGAGAGACAAGUCAAAAUCUGGUUUCAGAACCGAAGGAUGAAAAUGAAGAAAAUGAACAAGGAACAGGGCAAAGAAUGA
Molecule: messenger RNA, 822 nt
Organism: Calypte anna (Anna's hummingbird)
Lineage: Eukaryota; Metazoa; Chordata; Aves; Apodiformes; Trochilidae
Gene: HOXB9
Product: homeobox B9
Exons: 3
Coding region: 1-822 (273 amino acids)
Biological process (GO): embryonic skeletal system morphogenesis; DNA-templated transcription; anterior/posterior pattern specification
Cellular component (GO): nucleus
Molecular function (GO): RNA polymerase II cis-regulatory region sequence-specific DNA binding; DNA-binding transcription factor activity, RNA polymerase II-specific
Source: RefSeq, a predicted model, not a curated record